Acromyrmex echinatior (Panamanian leafcutter ant) is the source of this 386-nucleotide messenger RNA. Its product is annotated as very long chain fatty acid elongase AAEL008004. Gene Ontology annotation, molecular function: fatty acid elongase activity. The record is from RefSeq and is a predicted model, not a curated record. Gene Ontology annotation, biological process: very long-chain fatty acid biosynthetic process; sphingolipid biosynthetic process; fatty acid elongation, polyunsaturated fatty acid. Gene Ontology annotation, cellular component: endoplasmic reticulum membrane. Lineage: Eukaryota; Metazoa; Arthropoda; Insecta; Hymenoptera; Formicidae.
UUAAAUAAGAUAAGUUAAAUAAAUGAUAUUGAUAUAAUAUACAAUUGCGAUACCGAUUUCUUUCACAAUGGGUUUGAGAGAAUUACAUCAUUAUUUGUUCGAAGAAUUAUCAAUUGAACGAACUCGCAAAUGGCCACUCAUGUCUUCUCCAUAUCCACUGAUGCUAAUUACUUUUGGAUAUGUGUAUUUUGUUCUUUAUGCUGGUCCACGUUUCAUGAAACAUCGACCGCCAUAUAAGUUGAGAACUUUUAUACUAAUUUAUGACAUGAUUCAAAUUCUGGCAAAUUUAUGGUUUGUCAAACAGCAUAUAUCUUAUGGCUGGUUUUCAGAAUACUCUUUUAUAUGUUUUCCGUCUAAUGCAGAUUCUCCUAAUGCGAUGAAAGUAC